CCAUUCGAAUUAUUGUCGAUGGCUUCGCCUUUGCUUAGAGUUCUCUUCUCGGUUUAAUUCAAUUUUCGUAUUCUUUACUUGUGAUUGUGAAAUGUGCAAUUAAAAGUGUUUUUGUAAUAAAUAAUUUUUAUCUAUUUAUAAUAUAUUCUAAUUAUUCACUAUGUCUGCGGAUAACAUUGAAAAAUUGUAUCAAAAUUACGGCAUUUUAGCUGACGCUAAGGAUGACAUUUCAAAGCACGAAAAGGAAUAUUUAGAAAUAUUGGCUGCUGUAAAAGGAUCAGAUAAAGAGAAACGACUGGCGUCUCAAUUCAUUGCAAAAUUUUUUAGCAGCUUUCCUAACCUUGCUGAACAAGCCAUUGAAGCUCAAUUUGAUUUGUGCGAGGAUGAUGAUGUUGCCAUCCGAAAACAAGCUAUCAAAGAUUUACCAUCCCUUUGUAAAGAUAACAAGGAACACACACAACGAAUUGCUGAUAUCUUAGCACAACUACUACAAUCCGAUGAUGCAACUGAAAUUAAUGUAGUUACAAAUGCAUUACUGGCAAUAUUAAAAAGUGAUCCCAAAGGAUCAUUAGUUGGUCUGUUUUCUCAAAUUCAUCAGAGUACAGAUAGUGAAGUGACUAAUGAAGUAGUGAGAGAAAGAUGUAUAAAGUUCUUGGCAACAAAAGUAAAGCAGUUAGGAAGAGAGGUCAUCAAUAAAGAAGCUGAAGACUUGAUCAUUACAGAAUGCAAAAAGAUUUUGGAAGAUGUUGUUGCAGAAGAAUUUGAACAUAUCAUGGAGUUGUUGACAUGGUCUAGACUUGGAAAAACCCCGGCAGGGAAGAAAGAACUAGUGCAACUUAUAGCUGCUCUUGCAUUGUCUCCUGACGAUUGGCACCCAGAGGACCCUGAGAAUGUUGAUAGGAUUAUACAAUGUACGCAGCAUGCUUUACCAUUAUUUUCUACACUAGUGGAUUCUACACAGUUUGUUAGCUUCUUUUGUGAACAUGUGCUUACAUCCUGGAAGGAAAUUGCUUCACCUGAUGGUGGAUCUGAUUCUAAAUUGGAACUUCUAAAAAUAUUUGCUGAAAUUACAGAGUAUUGUGGAGAAAUACAAAAUGUACAGGAUAAAAUUAAUGCUGUUUAUGAUUUAUUAAUGAAUUACUUGCCAGAGGCACCAGUGGAAAGUGAACCAAAUUCUGAAAAUAAAGAAAAAACUGAUACCACUACUGAAGACAGCAAAUCUCUUCCAUCACUCCAAUUUUCUCAUGUAGAAUGUGCUUUAUUUGCUCUUCACUCCUUGUGUCGUAAAGCACCAGAUGCUAUUACUGCAGAUGCUGCAAGAUUGAAAGACUUACGUUUACGGCUGCAAUACACAGCACGACUCACACAAGGAUAUAUUAAAAAACUAAAGGAAGUAACGCAGAGUAAAAAAGCAGAUGACGCUAAUUCAGAAGAAAAUAAAUUGAAAAUUGCAGCAUUGAAAACAACCUCCAAUAUCAACACUCUUAUUCGGGAUAUAUUUCGCACACCACCGAGUUUUAAAAGCAGAGUGCAACUUUCAUUUCAAUCUAACAGAAAAAUUGACAAAGAGGAGAAACUUGCAGAUCAGAAAUCGGAGGACAAAAACCAGUCAUCUGCUGGCCAAAAGAGACAUCGACCAAUCACAUUUGAUAAUGGGGAUUCAAAAGGAUCUCCUGAGAAACGAUCACGCAGUGGUGACAGAAACUUAAAAAUGUACACACCACCUUCUGGCAAAUACAGCUCAAGAUUAAACAAUAGUGGCAGGUUCUCGGGACCCAACUCUGGGAGGGGUAGAGGGGGCGGAUAUGGUAGACGCGACUUCAGGAACAAUGGGGCACCAUAUAGAAGGCGUAGCAACUACUAAGCUAUAUUGACUAACAGUGAAGUGACUUAUGCUUAAUUUUUUAUAAUUAGAUAUUUUGAAAACAAUGUUCCAAGUGGAAUAUAUAGACAAGGUUGAUAAAGUUUUGAGAUAUACUUGCAUAUGGUACAUAAUUCCUUGUCUCAUUGCUCACGAUGUUCAGUGCAAAAGCUUAAUAUACAGUAUUAUAGAUAAUGCAGUUAUACAUGCAGAACUGUAAAUUAUCGAAGGCCAAGUAGAACAGUGACGUUAUAUUUCGCCAGGUUAUUUUGUAUUCUACUUUUUGCUGGGUCUUUGGAUAUUUAAUCAAUUUGGGUUAGAUCUUUCCUCGAAUUUCUAGCAAAAUACGAUGCUACCGGUUCUGCUUUCCAGACCAUGUGCAGUUCGCAUAAGAGUAAGUAUAUUGUAAAUUUCACUUUAUUUAUAAUACUCUAGUUACGAAGCAAGGCGAACAGAUCUAGCCAGUUUCUCAACAAUUAUUGAUUUUGUAAGUAUACCUAAACUACUAAAAUUAUUACAAAAAUAAAGGACAACUUGAGCACCACGUGGAAUUCCAUGUAAGUAAAAUUUACCUGUAAAAUUUAUUAGAUUAGAUGAGGUGCCUAUACAUUUUGUAACACGUAGUAAUUAGUGUAUCCAGCACCAUGUAAUUUUGAAAAGGUAAGUAAUUAGAAAGUUUUUUUGUUCGUGGUUCUUGUUUCAGGUUUAGUUCUUAUGCCUUUGUCAAGAUGAAAUCAUCAGGAUUACAUAAUGCAGGAACUGAAGUUUUACUUCCUAAUAAAUGAUUUUCGUGAAAA
Messenger RNA from Galleria mellonella (greater wax moth), 2658 nucleotides. RefSeq names its product apoptosis inhibitor 5 (gene cass). Gene Ontology annotation, cellular component: nucleus. Bases 161 to 1864 code for a protein of 567 amino acids. Lineage: Eukaryota; Metazoa; Arthropoda; Insecta; Lepidoptera; Pyralidae. Gene Ontology annotation, biological process: negative regulation of apoptotic process. Gene Ontology annotation, molecular function: RNA binding. The transcript has 8 exons. The record is from RefSeq and is a predicted model, not a curated record.